AUGGUAGGUGUGGCCGCGGGUGCGAGCGAUACGGCCAACAAUGCCUGGAUAUUGGAGAUGUGGGACGAGAAGGUCGGUCCCUAUCUAUUGGCGAUGCACUUCUGUUUCGGCACCGGAAUGGUUAUCGCACCGCAAAUCGCCCGACCCUUCCUCAUGGGUGACGCCUCUUCAGUAGUGAUGGCUUACGUGAUCUGCGCCUCCAUUAUCAUCAUCAGCGGUAUUGUCGUCACGUUUGUCAUAUUCAGCGGCAAAUAUAGGACCACCGAAACCCAGCCCAUAGAGGAUACGGCACCGAAUGCGGCACAAGUGCCGUCCAUUACCGAAGAACUGAUACGCGAGUCGGAGAGACGCGAAUUGAAGCCCGUUUACGGUGUUAUGAUCGCAAUCCUCGGGUGUCUAAUGUUGGCCACCUAUACAUCUAUGGAAAUGACAUACUUCUCAUACGAGUCAGUCUUCGCUCAGUUGUCCAGUUAUAAGAUGAGUGAAGCGGACGCCACUGUAUUGAAUACAGUUACGCUCGCCGUUUAUACCAUCACUAGAGGUGUCGAUGUAUUAUUACUUGUGAAAGUAUCAGCUUAUAUCAUACUUCUGUAUCACUUUAUAAUUAUAAUAACUUUCAAUUUGGUGGCCAUCUUCACGUCAAAUUUGCCAUCGAGUUGGCUCUGGAUCUACAAUCUAGGCAUUGGUAUUGGUUGCGGAUCAGUUACGCCAACCAUUUACACAGUUUUGUCACAAAACUUUACAAUUGACGACAAAAAGACAGCAAUACUAUUGUUCGUCGGGGGAGGUAUGGGUGCUUUAUAUCCAUAUAUUGUCACCACAAACAUAAUGGCCUAUCCAUUAAUCUUUAUCUAUAUAAGUGUGACCACAAUUGCCGUAUGUAUUGUAUUCUUGUUUGCCAUUAAAUUUAUUGCCUGGAAAUUUGGACGCAUUAUAAGGCCACAGAUGGUGGUGACCGCCGCCGAUCUCACGGCCAAAGAGUUGGCCACUGAACUAUCAUCACUUGAUAUUUGAUUUACGUUAAAUAUAUUCUCAUAUCAUAGACAGACAAUUAAUCUUUUUACACAUAUCGAUUUAAUUUGACAAAUGGGUAGCUAAUUCAGUAUUAAUUUAUUAGAUUUUACCAAUUUUAUGACAACACAGUAUUGACUAAUGUAUAUUUAUAAGUUAUUAUCUGUUAUAGAAUUUAAAUACUUUA
Medioppia subpectinata is the source of this 1198-nucleotide messenger RNA. The record is from the annotation of a GenBank genome assembly. NCBI's taxonomy places the organism in Eukaryota, Metazoa, Arthropoda, Arachnida, Sarcoptiformes, Oppiidae.